AUGGAUGCAAUAACUUCGGGACUGAAGAGAACCCUAAUGAAACUAGAAACUUUCACGUCCGAUUUUGAAGGGGGAUAUCCUAUAGGAUCCUACCCAAAUUUUUCUUUUGCUAGGCCCAUAGCUAAAAAACCUACUUUCUUACGAUUACGAGGUUCAUUCGAAUAUGAAAUCCAAUCCUGGAAAUACAGCAUCCCACUUUUCUUUACUACACAGGGCUUCGAUACAUUUCGAAAUCGAGAAAUUUCUACCGGAGCGGGUGCUAUCCGAGAACAAUUAGCCGAUCUGGAUUUGCGAAUUAUUAUAGAUUAUUCGUUGGCAGAAUGGAAAGAAUUAGGGGACGAAGGGCCCCCAGGUAAUGAAUGGGAAGAUCGAAAAGUUGGAAGAAGAAAGGAUUUUUUGGUUAGACGCAUGGAAUUAGCUAAGCAUUUUAUUCGAACAAAUAUAGAACCAAAAUGUAUGGUUUUAUGUCUAUUACCAGUUCUUCCUCCCGAGUUGAGACCGAUCAUUCAGAUAGAUGGGGGUAAACUAAUGAGCUCGGAUAUUAAUGAACUUUAUAGAAGAGUUAUUUAUUGGAACAAUACUCUUAUAGAUCUAUUAACAACAAGUAGAUCUACGCCAGGGGAAUUAGUAAUGUGUCAGGAGAAAUUGGUACAAGAAGCCGUGGAUACACUUCUUGAUAAUGGAAUCCACGGACAACCAAGAAGGGACGGUCAUAAUAAGGUUUACAAGUCAUUUUCGGAUGUAAUUGAAGGUAAAGAGAGAAGAUUUCGUGAGACUCUCCUUGGUAAACGGGUCGAUUAUUCGGGUCGUUCCGUCAUUGUCGUAGGGCCCUCGCUUUCAUUACAUCGAUGUGGAUUGCCUCACGAAAUAGCAAUAGAACUUUUCCAGCCAUUUGUAAUUCGGGGUCUAAUUAGACAACAUCUUGCUUCGAACAUAGGAGUUGCUAAGAGUAAAAUUCGAGAAAAAGAGUCGAUUGUAUGGGAAAUACUUCAGGAAGUUAUGCAAGGGCACCCCGUAUUGCUGAAUCGAGCACCUACCCUGCAUAGAUUAGGCAUACAGGCAUUCCAACCCAUUUUAGUGGAAGGGUGCGCUAUUUGUUUACAUCCAUUAGUUUGUAAGGGAUUCAAUGCAGAUUUUGAUGGGGAUCAAAUGGCGGUUCAUGUACCUUUAUCUUUGGAGGCUCAAGCGGAGGCAUGUUUACUUAUGUUUUCUCAUAUGAAUCUCUUGUCUCCAACUAUUGGGGAUCCCAUUGCCCUACCAACCCAAGAUAUGCUUAUUGGGAUCUAUGUAUUAACAAGCGGGAAUCGCCGAGGUUUUUGUGCAAAUAGGUAUAAUCCGUGUAAUCGCAGAAAUUAUCAAAAUCAAAAAAUUGACGACAAUAGUUAUAAGUAUAUGAAAGAAAAAGAACCCCUUUUUUGUAAUUCCUAUGAUGCAAUUGGAGCUUAUCGUCAGAAAAGAAUCAAUUUAGAUAAUCCUUUAUGGCUCCGGUGGCAACUGGAUCAAUGCGUUAUUGCGUCAAGAGACGCUCCUAUCAAAGUUCACUAUGAAUCUUUGGGUACCUACCAUGAGAUUUAUGAGCACUACCUAAUAGGAAGAAGUAUAAAACAAAAGAAAUUCUGUAUAUACAUUCGAACCACUGUUGGUCAUAUUUCUCUUUAUCGAGAAAUUGAAGAAGCUAUACAAGGGUUUUGCCGGACCUGUUCAUACAGUACCCAAUAGUAUGGUAUUGAAGCUAAGUAAUUCUAUGACACCGAUGUGAAUUAUUGUCUCUCUGGUUCAAUUAGGACCCUAGUUACUAAAUUUCUACGCGAAUCGAAAUCGAGAAAAUGAAGUUUUCCAAUCAUUGACUCAAACCCAUUGUUAAACCCCACUCAGCGGAAUAUGGAGGUACUGGUACUUAUGGCAGAACGGGCCAAUCUGGUCUUUCACA
Messenger RNA from Alnus glutinosa, 1930 nucleotides. RefSeq names its product DNA-directed RNA polymerase subunit beta'-like. Gene Ontology annotation, molecular function: DNA binding; DNA-directed RNA polymerase activity. Gene Ontology annotation, biological process: DNA-templated transcription. The record is from RefSeq and is a predicted model, not a curated record. Lineage: Eukaryota; Viridiplantae; Streptophyta; Magnoliopsida; Fagales; Betulaceae.